This is a messenger RNA of Penicillium manginii, 2502 nucleotides long. Its product is annotated as metal cation transporter MSC2. Gene Ontology annotation, cellular component: Golgi apparatus; membrane. Gene Ontology annotation, molecular function: zinc ion transmembrane transporter activity. The record is from RefSeq and is a predicted model, not a curated record. Bases 1 to 2502 code for a protein of 833 amino acids. Lineage: Eukaryota; Fungi; Ascomycota; Eurotiomycetes; Eurotiales; Aspergillaceae. Gene Ontology annotation, biological process: transmembrane transport; intracellular zinc ion homeostasis; zinc ion transport. The transcript has 4 exons.
AUGCCCCCCCAACCGCCACCGGACAUGACCGACUCCGUCAAUAAUCAUGGCUCAUACGGACAUGUCUCCCAGCCAUCCUGGUCUCAGCAUAACCACAAUGACUCCCAUUCUCACAGCCACGGCCACUCCCACUCCCAUUCGCUUGCGCACCACGGCCAUACCCACAGCGUGUCAUCAAUUCACCACGACGCGCCCCACGUUCAUGAUAUGAACCCACAAGCUACUGCUAUAAAUUCGGAGACUAGCUCCAACCAAUUGCAUGAAGUGCUGGCUGGCGCCCUCAUCGCAUUACCCUGGAUAGCAUUGUCCUGGUAUCCAAGAAAGUACACACAGCCAAACGCAGAUGAUCAAUAUACCUCCGAAACGACACACAAAGCCGCCGUUGGAACCAUCGAUCAGGUGGGACAAAAGUCUUGCGUAUUGACCGCAGUUACGCUUCUCCUCUUCGGAUCCAUUCAAUUGAUCCGUUUGAACAUGUAUGCUGGCGGCUCUAAGGGGCUAUCUUCCGCGAAAUUUCCAACACCGAGCGCCCAGAGUGCCCAAGCUGCUUUCUUACAGAUAUUCUCGGUUGGGCUACCCAUAUACGCAACACUGAAAGUAGGAGGAUUCCUCGUUGCCUUUGCACUUCUUCUUGCGACAGCUACCGGUGUACCUAAGCUAGUCGCUUCGGACCCUCGAGUUGCCGUACAGGAAAGAUACAGCCGGAAGAUUUUCACUAUGUCGCUUUUGGGAACGGCCACCCUGUUGAGCUAUCUAGGCCUGAACAAAUCGUGGGAUGCAUGGCCAUUGACUGGGUAUCUUGCCUUGGUACUCUCAGUUUUCGUCAUCUCCCCUCCUUUCCCUGCUCUUCGUCGUCAAGGCCCCAUUCCAGAACCAGGCCUCGUUGCUGAGUCACUUUCAAAGGACAAAGUCUCGGGUUCCAGCCAAUCUGCUGUCAUUGUUACGACCGAUGCUCCUCUCGCUCUGGUAUCGGGAGGUUUCCUCCUAGUUCUAGCCAUGAUUGCCUCCGGAGGCUUACCUUUCGGAUUGGCGGACUCGAUCUAUGUCCUGGCUCCGGCUGGGCUCCUUGCAAACGCACUGGUGUUUUCGUCCCCCGCCGGUAUCCGAUCAUCUAGCAAGGUUGGCCUCGCCGUGACUACUGGAUCCGCGGCCCUUCUUUCCUCUCCACAUAUCCAUGAUGAUGUUAUAGUGGUCUAUGUUGCGCGCUGUAUUCUAGCUGCCCUUUCAUUCUUUGCUUCCAGGAUGGAUGAUAAGCAUUUGCGCCUGGACGCGCAUUCACACAGCCAUACACACAAUCAUCACAAUCACUCCCACGGCCCUACAGAGGCAGGCGCGGUGACAAAAUGGCUUCUCCAUCGCAGCGAGCCUUAUCCACUGCUCCAUAGCAUACUGAAGGAGAAAGACUCCCGUAGUAUCUUCUACUUUAUGUGUCUCAACUUUACCUUCAUGCUUGUCCAGUUAUCCUACGGAUUUCUAACCGGCUCCCUUGGCCUGCUCAGUGACAGUAUCCAUAUGUUCUUCGACUGCCUUGCCCUAGUUGUCGGACUCUGCGCAGCCGUCAUGAGCAAAUGGCCUCCAAAUGCUCGAUUCCCCUAUGGCUAUGGCAAAGUCGAUACUUUGUCCGGAUUCGCCAAUGGUAUCUUUCUCAUGAUUAUCAGCGUGGAAAUUAUCUACGAGGCAGUGGAACGGUUGUCAUCAGGAAGCGAAAUGCACCGCAUCGGCGAGCUUCUCGCAGUCAGCUUUGCAGGAUUACUUGUGAACCUGGUCGGCAUCUUUAGCUUCGAGCACGGCCACCACCACCAUGGACAUGACCACGGCCACGAUCACUCCCACGGUAACGAAAAUAUGCAUGGUAUCUUCCUUCACAUUCUCGCCGAUACUCUCGGCUCCGUGGCGGUGGUCAUUUCGACCAUUCUGGUACACUACUCUGGCUGGUCCGGGUACGACCCGCUCGCAUCGUGCUUUAUUGCCAUUUUGAUCUUUGCCUCGGCGGUUCCUCUCGUCACUAGUACCGCCAAAAGCUUACUGCUGACUCUGCCCGCGGACACGGAAUAUAAUGUUCGUGAAACCCUGGCCGGGGUGAGUACCCUGCGUGGGGUGGUUAGCUACACAGUACCAAAAUUCUGGCUCGAUGAUACCGGGUCAUCGUCCGGCGGACAUGACCACGGGCAUGAUCAUUCCGGAGGAUGUGAUCAUGGCCACGAUCACGGUCAUCAACACGAUCACGAUCAUGGUCACAGUCAUGGCCACAGCCACAAUCAGAGCCACAGCCACGUCCACGAUCAUAACGAUCAUACCCACGACCACGACCAUGCCCAUGAACAUAAGAAACUGAAGGUAUUCGGCGUGAUCCACGUGAUAGCAUCCCGAGGAUCUGACCUUGAAGAUGUCCGCCAACGAACGGAAAACUACCUCCGCGAACAAAGCAUGGACAUUGUCGUUCAAGUGGAGCGCGAUGGGGAUGGUCGGUGCUGGUGUGGUGGUGGGAGCAAGUCCCCUUAG